GGCUCCGGGGGGCGGGCGGGGAGGGGCCGGAGGCCUCGGCCGGUCGGGGUGUCCGGUGCCCGUCUGGGCCUGCCGCCGCCAGGGGGCGCGCCGCCCCAGAGCGCUACAAUGUAACUCCCGGCAGGCCGCCCCGCCGCCCGCUGACCCCCGCCGCCGCCGCCGCCGCCGCCGCCGCCACGGCGCUCAGGUGCCCGGCGCGGCCCCGCCCCGCGGCGCUGGGCGCGGCCUUCAGGGCUCGGCUCCAGGCUGGCCUGGCCGCCCCCGCCCCGGGCCUUGGGAGAGGAGCCUCGGCGCGCCCGACCCCGCGGUGGAACGGGCCCGGGAGCGCGCGGAGCUUUGUGACGUCAGCGCCGCCGCCGCCGCCGCCGCCGCCGCCGCCGCAGCAGCAGCAGUUACAGCCGGCGGCAGCAGCAGCAGCAGCAGCAGCCCUCGCCGGGCCGGCCGGCCGCGGGGCAGCCAUGGCGGCGGCGCGCCGGGCCCCGCUCUAGGCCCGCCGGGGUCGGCGGCAUGGAGGCGGCGGGCCCCGAGCCGCUGCGGCCCGGCUGCCGGCUGCCCGUGCGGGUGGAGCAGGUGCUCAACGCCGGCGACACGCUCGUGGUGAGCCUGCGCUGCGGCGCGCGGAGCUUCACCGGCCUGCUGCUCGACUGCACCAAGAGGUCCGGCCUCUUCGGCCUCCCGCUGUCCGUGCCCAAGCGAGACGGACCCCCGCCGGACGGCUGCCCGCGCCGGGCCCCUCAGGAAGACCGCGGAGAUGCCGACGGGCCGGAGCCCGCGCCCCCCCCGGGGCCCCCCGGCAGCGCCCCGCCCUUCCCGCCCUACUUCGAGGGGGCGCCCUUCCCCCACCCGCUGUGGCUGCGGCACACGUACAACCAGUGGGUGCCCCAGCCGCCGCCGCGGCCCAUCAAGCGCACCAGGAGGCGGCUGUCGCGCAACCGCGACCCGGGCCGGCUGAUCCUGAGCACCAUCCGGCUGCGGCCGCGCCGCGUGCUCUGCCAGAAGUGCCAGAACACGCUGAGCCCCGACGAGGGCGCGCCCGGCCCCGCCCGCGCCCCGCCGCCCCGGCGCAGGGAGCCCCGCCGGCGGGACAAGGCGGCGGCCGGGCCGGCCCCGCCCGUGCCGCGCAGCCCCGUCAUCAAGAUCUCGUACAGCACGCCGCAGGGCACCGGCGAGGUGGUGGAGAUCCCGUCGCGCGUGCACGGACAGCCCUUCCGGCCCGAGCCGGCCGCCGUCCCCAAGCUGAAGCUGAGCCGCCCGCUGCCCGCGGGGGACGCGCCGCCCCCCAAGAUCCGCCUGAAGCCCCACCGGCUGCCCCGCGGCGGCCACGGCGUGUCCCUGUACAAGGCCGAGCUGGUGGACGAGCUGGCCGGCCGCUCCCCCCGGCUGUCGUCGGGCGGCUCCGGGGACGACGACGACGACGACGACGACGACUUCGGGGGCUUCGCCGCGGCGCCCGUGAACUUCCUGGUCAACUACAAGCGCAAGGCCGACUCGUCCGGCCUGUCGGUGGGCGGCGGCGACAGCCUGGACGAGUCCAAGUCGUCCGGCUCGGAGCCCGCCUCCCCCGCCGGCGGCGCCUUCCUGCCCGCCGACGACGCGUCCGUGUCGUCGUCCUCCCGCGAGGAGCGCAAGACGGUGCCGCCGCUGACCGUGCGGCUGCACACGCAGAGCGUGGCCCAGUGCGCCACGCAGGACGGCCGCACCGUGGCCGUGGGCGACGUGGUCUGGGGCAAGAUCGCCGGCUGCCCCUGGUGGCCGGCCCGCGUGCUCGACCUCAGCCUGGGCCGCAGGGACGACGGCGACGGCCGGCCCGCCUGGGCCGAGGCGCGCGUGUCCUGGUUCGGCUCCCCGACCACGUCGUCGCUGCCCGUCUCCAAGCUGUCGCCCUUCUCCGAGUGCUUCAAGCUGAGGUUCAACCGCAAGAAGAAGGGCGUGUACCGGCGCGCCAUCGCCGAGGCCGCCCGCGCCGCCCCCCACCUGAGCCCCGACAUCAGGGACCUCCUGAGCCGCUUCGACACGUAGCCCGGGCCCGGGGCCCC
Molecule: messenger RNA, 2036 nt
Organism: Monodelphis domestica (gray short-tailed opossum)
Lineage: Eukaryota; Metazoa; Chordata; Mammalia; Didelphimorphia; Didelphidae
Gene: PWWP2B
Product: PWWP domain containing 2B
Cellular component (GO): nucleoplasm; nucleus
Source: RefSeq, a predicted model, not a curated record